GAGGCACCACCACCAGGAGUUACUAUACACCUGUACGUACCUGACUACUCUGCUGGGCGUCUCCCUAAUUUACCAACAACGUCCUCUCCCUCCCGCAAUCAGUGACAAGUGUGGCCGUGACAAGACUGGAAUGACUACAUCCGCCACAGCUGUCACAACCUGCUUGACAAGACAGCCUCAGAUGGCUUACUAAUUGUCCAGGGCGUGAGUGGACAGUUUACGAGGGAAGAGCGCUCCUCCUAACCUAACCUAACCCUACCUGAUCUAACCUACCUGACCUAAACUAAUUUAACCUAUUCUAAACUAACCUAACUUAACCUAAUCCUACCUGACCUAACCCAACCUAACCUACCUGACUAUUGUACCUGGAGUGGAUAGUUGGCAAGAGGAAUCAAGUCUUAAGUCCACCAGGCAAGAGUAACCGAGUUCUUCCAGUACCAGACAAGGGUAAACAACUUGAGGUUGAGGUGGAGAGGUUACUUGAGGUCGGUGUGGUGUGUGUGGUGGUAGAGGUGGAGGAUGAGUCUACCACACGGAGAGAUAGCUAUUGGUGGUAGCGGUGGUAUUGUGGGCCAUGGUAGCGGUGGUAUUGUGGGCCAUAUAUCAGUAUUAACCUCCUCACCAUCACCACCCGCCUACCAUACCACCACUAAUUCACCACCCACCUACCAUACCAGCUCACCACCCGCCUACCAUACCACCACUAAUUCACCACCCACCUACCAUACCAGCUCACCACCCACCUACCAUACCAGCUCACCACCCACCUACCAUACCAGCUCACCACCUAUGUCCUCCCCACAAGGCAGCUACCACCAUCACCACCACAACAACAACACCAACAGUGGGACGUCUUCUCUGAAUUUACCACCGCCCUUGUCACCUAUGUCUCACACUCCUGCCACACACUCCGUCAUCGUGCCCAACUCUGCAGUCAUCCAUCACCAAGGCAAUACCUCCCUAUGCAACGUGGGCGUGUCCAUCAUGGGCGGCGGGGGCGGGGGAGGUGAGGUGGUGACGAACAUAGGGGGAGUGAAUAACCUGGUGGGCCUUGCGUGCUCCAUUUGUGGGGACCGAGCCACGGGGAAACACUACGGUGCCCACUCCUGCGAUGGCUGUAAGGGCUUCUUCCGUCGCUCCGUCAGGAAGAACCACACGUACAGCUGCAGGUUCAACAGGGCGUGUACCGUCGACAAAGACAAGAGGAACCAAUGUCGCUACUGCAGGCUGAGGAAGUGUAUCAGAGCUGGCAUGAAGAAGGAAGCUGUGCAGAAUGAACGUGACCGCAUCAGUACCCGCCGCCCCAGCUAUGACGAGCCCGGGGGGUCUACAGGCAUGACGCUGACAACCCUCCUCAACGCUGAGCAUCUCUCUCGUCAGUUCUCACCAGCAGUGGGAGAGAUAAGUGUCAUGAACAAGAAGGUGGCCGGGGUGAUGGACGUGUGUGACAGCAUGAAACAGCAGCUUCUCAUCUUGGUCGAGUGGGCCAAGUACAUCCCUUCCUUCUGUGACCUCAUUCUCGACGACCAGGUGGCACUGCUGCGGGCCCAUGCAGGGGAACACCUGCUGCUGGGGGCUGCCUGGCGCUCCCUCAACCUCCAAGACAUGAUCCUACUUGGCAACGACUGUGUCAUCCUCAGGAACUCCUCUGGUAUUAGUGACCUUGAGAUAGAGUUGAGUAGGAUAGGUCAGCGGGUCAUGGACGAGCUAAUACAGCCACUUCGGGGCGUCCAGGUGGAUGAACAGGAGUACGCUUGUCUCAAAGCCAUCGUCUUUUUUGAUCCAGUCAUUCGAGGUCUUCGUAAUGUGGAGAGGGUGAAGGCUCUGCGCUAUCAAGUACAACUACUCUUAGAGGACUACAUUAAUGACCGGCAGUAUGAGUCCCGGGGCAGGUUUGGGGAGGUCCUGCUCACACUCCCGGCACUACAGUCCAUCACCUGGCAGAUGAUAGAACAGAUCCAGUUUGCUAAACUCUUUGGGGUUGCGAGGAUUGACAAUCUGCUGCAGGAAAUGCUCCUGGGUGGAGCAACUGCUGAUGCUGUCAAUGGUGUGUCGGGUAGUUCUGGAGGUGGAUAUGGCGGAGGCGACGGAGGCAUUGGAAUGGGAGUCCCAGUUCCUCCCCCUGGUGGAGUCGGCCUCCCGAUACCUUUAGGAGCGGCCACAGCAGCGGGAGGCGGAAUGGCCAUGGGAAUGAAUGUCGGUGGUGAGAACUUGCAGGUACCCACGUCUUCCCACUGCGGCUCUCAGAGCCUGUCCCCAUACAACAGUGGUGAAGGGAGUAAUGGUCACUUGGGUGUUAUCAUUCGGGAUGGGACAAAGGACCAUAGCCAGCCCAGAGUGGAGAGAACUUUUAAACAAGAGUGUACUGACUCAAAUUAUGAUCUGUGAUGCUUGUUGGCAGUCUGUGUGUGGUGUUUGUGUUUCAGGUGCUUCAGCCGUCAGGGUUAUGUACAUCAUUAUACAGGAUCACUUAUAAAGGUCAUACAAAAGUAACAAAAACAAACUUUUUAGACUUCAUCAACUUGAGGAAGGACUCGGGUAGGCAAUGGGAUUCCAUUAAUGCAUAAGAAGAUGGUGUAGCCAACACUGAUAAGGUUUUGUAGAGAUUUUUAAAUGUUUUAAUGAAUAAAUGUUUACAAUAAU
Homarus americanus (American lobster) is the source of this 2643-nucleotide messenger RNA. RefSeq names its product hepatocyte nuclear factor 4-gamma-like. Gene Ontology annotation, cellular component: nucleus. The coding region runs from base 520 to 2388 and encodes 622 amino acids. The record is from RefSeq and is a predicted model, not a curated record. Lineage: Eukaryota; Metazoa; Arthropoda; Malacostraca; Decapoda; Nephropidae. Gene Ontology annotation, biological process: regulation of transcription by RNA polymerase II; anatomical structure development; cell differentiation. The transcript is spliced from 10 exons. Gene Ontology annotation, molecular function: nuclear receptor activity; nuclear steroid receptor activity; zinc ion binding.